Molecule: messenger RNA, 4071 nt
Organism: Hipposideros armiger (great roundleaf bat)
Lineage: Eukaryota; Metazoa; Chordata; Mammalia; Chiroptera; Hipposideridae
Gene: GPRIN1
Product: G protein regulated inducer of neurite outgrowth 1
Exons: 3
Coding region: 409-3126 (905 amino acids)
Biological process (GO): neuron projection development
Cellular component (GO): plasma membrane
Source: RefSeq, a predicted model, not a curated record
GGCGCGGAGGACAGCUGCGCCGAGUCCGCGGGUCCGCCCGCCAGCCCGGCCGGAGGCAGCCGAGGCCGUUCGGGCGGCGGCAGCGGGAGCUGGAGCGCAGCGCUUCGAGGAGACUGAGCGGCGGCACGGCCGGUGGUCGUCCUGCAUUUCGCAAAUCUGCUUCCUGGUUUUCUUCUCAUCACCAGCCAUGUCCUCGUGCACCUUCCACGCACCAUCAGUCUCUCUUCAAGACCGUCCCUGGAGAACCAGACAGCAGCCUGGGGCUGAAGCAGGGUCAUGAGGACAGUUGGCCUGUACUGAAGACCCAGCUGGCUCCAGCUGAUUUGAAAGGACUCCAGCUCCCCAGGACCCCGGCCAACAGCCCUCUGCUGCCCACAGGAUGGGAGCCUGGGGGCUGGGAGCCUGGCCAUGAGGGAGUACUGCCCCUCCCAGCUAAAGGCCAGCCCUGCACCCCCCAGGCAUACCCCUGCCCAAAGCCCAGGCAUGGACUCCACACACAGCAGCCCCAGUGGGACUAGGGAAGGGGCCUCCUGCUCUGAGGGUCUUGGUGGGAGCUUGGCCUGCCCCUCCCUGACCUGUAUCCCUCCCCAAGAGGCAGCCACCAAGGAGACGAUUGGGGCACAUGGAGCCUCAAUCUCAGGGACACCAGAAGUCACCUUCUCUGGGAAGCCGGAGCCUGUGUUCUCAGUGAAAACUGAUCCUUCAUCCUCAGAGAACAGAAAUCCUAUGUUCUUGGAGAAGGUGGACUCCAAGUCUUCAAAGCAGGCCGACUCCACUUCCAUCAGAAAGGAAGAUGCUGGGUCCUUGAGAAAAGCAGAUCCCAUGUUCAUAGGAAAGACAGAGCCUGCAAUCUUGGGAAAGAGGGAUCCUAUGGCUUCUGGAAGGAUGGAUCCUGGGACCCCAAGAAAGGAGGAGCCUGGACUCUUGGGAAAGGUAGAUCCUGCAUGCUCUGGCAAGAUGGAUACACUGUCCACAAGGAAAGAGGAUCCUGUAUCCUUGGCCCAAGUGGAUCCUGUGUGCCCAAGACGGGAGGAGUCCACGUAUUCAGGACAAAAGCUUCCUAUGUCCUCAGAGGAGGUGGGUCCUGCAUCUGCAGGCAAGGCAGAUCCUGGGUCCUUGGAAACACUGCCUCCAGGAUCAGCAGGCAAAAUUGAACCUGUAUCCCCUGGAACGGUGGCUCCAGGGUCAACAGGAAAGGUGGACCCUAUACUCUUGUUGAAGAUGUCAGAUCCUAUAUCUAUGGGAAAUGCAGAAACCAUGUCCUCCAUGAAAGAAGACCCUCAGUUCUUGCGAAAGACGGAUCCUGCUUCCUCAGGGAAGGGAGAUGCUGUGUCUGUGAGAAUGACAAAAACCGGGUCUGCUGGACAGGUGGAGCCUGUGUCUUCAGGCAAGAUGGGUCCAGUUUCUUUAGGAAAGGUGGAUCCCAUGUCCUCAGGAAAGCCAGAGCCCUUGUCUCCUGGGCAGGCUGAACCGACAUCUGUGGGAAAGGCAAAAACUAUAUCCUCAGGCAAGGAGGACCCAGCGUCCUCCAAAAAGGUGGAUCCCAUUUCUGUGGAGAAUACAAAAACAUCGUCUUCUGGAAAAGUGAAUCCUGAAUCUUCAGGAAAGAUAGACCCUGUGCCCUCAGGUCCAGGGGAUCUCGAGUUCCUGGGGACAGCGGGGCCCUCAUCCUCUGUAAAAGCUGAGGUCGUGACUGGGGGGAAAGCAGAUCCACUGUCCUCAGAAGAGGCAGGUCUUACGGCCUCUGGGAAGUCGGAGCCCCUGGCCGUGGGCAAGGUGGACCGUGAGAGCAGGGCAAAGGCAGGAACCGUGCCCCCUGGAGAAGUGGACUCCGUGUCUUUAGGAAAGGUGGCCCCCAAGACUCUAGAACAAACAGUCCUAGGACCCUCGGGAAAAGCAGAAGCUGUGCCAGAGCGAAAGGUGGGUCUUCUGCCUCUAGAGAAGGGGAAUCCUGUGAACUCCACAAAGGUGGACCCCAAGACCGCAGGCAAAGCUGAAACAAAGCCCCCUGAGCAGGGAGGCCCCGCUUCAUCAGAAAAGGCAGAGGCUGCAUCUCUGCGGAAGGAGAAGCCACAGGCCUUGGAGAAGGGGGAUCCCGGAUCUUCAGAAAAAGCAGACCCUGUUGCUUUUGGAAAGGUGGAACCUGUAGCCCUGGGGAAGGCUGAUUCUGCGCCUCGGGGAAAAGUCGAGCCCCCAUCCUCGGGGAAGGCGGCCCCCCUGACUCUGGAGCAGACGGAGGCCUCCCCGUCCGGGCAGUCAAGUGGCAAAGCCUGCGGCUCAGCCCCCUCUCCCUCAGGGGCGGGGAGUGGCGGGGACGGCGUGGAGCCAGCGCUGCCAACCAGCACCGAGGCCUUCAGCCUCGGCCAGAAAGACCCGGUGGCUUCAGGGGCCCAGAAAAGCCCCGGCCUGGAGGCCGCUGCUCCCCUGCGUGGGCCACGGACUCGCGACAACUUCACUAAGGCGCCGUCGUGGGAGGCGAGCGCACCGCCGCCGCCGCCACGCGAGGACGCUGGCACGCAGGCAGGUUCGCAGGCCUGCGUGUCGGUGGCCGUGAGCCCCAUGUCUCCGCAGGAUGGCGCGGGUGGCCAAGCCUUCAGUUUUCAGGCUGGGCCGGGCGCACCCAGCCCCGCACCCAGGCCGCCCUCGCGCCGGGACGCGGGCCUGCAGGUGUCGCUGGGCGCCGCCGAGAUGCGCUCCGUGGCCACAGGGCCAAUGACGCCGCAAGCCGCCGCGCCGCCCGCCGCGCCGCCCGCCUUUCCCGAGGUGCGAGUGAGACCAGGCUCUGUGCUGGCAGCCGCCGUGGCGCCCCCAGAGGCGGCCGAGCCCGUGCGCGACGUGAGCUGGGAUGAAAAAGGCAUGACGUGGGAGGUGUACGGCGCCGCCAUGGAGGUGGAGGUGCUGGGCAUGGCGAUCCAGAAGCAUCUGGAACGACAGAUCGAGGAGCACGGCCGCCAAGGGGCGCCUGCGCCACCACUCACCGCACGCUCAGGCCCGAGCCGUUCGGCCUCAGUGCGUGCUGCGCCUCCCGAGGGCGCCGCCAAGCGCCCGCCUGGCCUCUUCCGCGCGCUGCUGCAGAGCGUCCGCCGGCCGCGGUGCUGCUCACGGGCCGGACCUACGGCUGAAUGAUCUGCCGCCCCCUUUUGUACGCCCGGGUUUCCAACCUUCUCAGGCACCCUUCUUGACCCCAGGCCCCUAGAAGGGAUCCCCUCGACGCACGAUAGGCCUCCGAGUGGUGGGCAGCCUCUAGGGCCCUCAUCUCCUUCUUUCCAGCCCCCUUCCUUCCCACACAAAUGAACCCCCUCUACCUAGCUUCCUCGUGGUCAUGAGCCCAUAAGCCCAGCCCUGAAACCCUACUGUCCCCUCACAGCCCUCAGCUCCACUCCCACUCGGUCACACUCGGUGACCUCGGGGACCUGCUCACCACCCCGACCCGCAUCUCCAGCCCUGAGAGCUGAGGCAGGCCCUGGAAAUGUCCAGACUGGUGCGCUGACAAUGGCGGCCAGGUCCCCGGAACGGGAGAGACUGUACAAAAGCUCCAAGUGUGCAAGGAUUGGUGUGUGAGGCCCUGGGCGUGUGUGAGUGUGUGUCCUCGCCAUGGGCUGGCCCCCAUGGCCCGGGCAUCUCUUGCAUGCUGGUGGUCAUCCCCAAAUUCUGUCUGCCCCCUCACUGGCCCAAUCCCCAGCCCCAUGUCCACCCUCACAGGGCACCCGUUUUACAAUUUUCAGGCAGCUGCAGGAGUGCCCUGGGGGCUCAGUUAAAAGCAGAGUCAUGGCAAGGUCAGAGGGUCUCAAACAGGUCUGGGGAUCACAGUCAGAGGCUCACUGAAGGUUUUGGGCCACAGGCAACCUGGUGACAGCUGGUCUUGGGUAUUUGGGACAGAACGGAGAGCUCCUUCUACAACCAUAGUUGUCCUUUAAGGCCACCCUCUCCAGCUCCUUGUUCCCCCUGUGCUAUGAGCCCCAUAAGUCUCUGAGGACCAAUCAAGUACCCCUGUCCCCACUCCUCCAGCCACAGUUUUUGGCUACAAACUGUCACAAUAUACAUUGGUAAUAAAAUUUUUCCCCAACUCUU